Molecule: messenger RNA, 906 nt
Organism: Rosa rugosa (rugosa rose)
Lineage: Eukaryota; Viridiplantae; Streptophyta; Magnoliopsida; Rosales; Rosaceae
Product: tropinone reductase homolog
Exons: 4
Coding region: 53-835 (260 amino acids)
Molecular function (GO): oxidoreductase activity
Source: RefSeq, a predicted model, not a curated record
CAGCUUUUGCCUUUUAAACCCUAAACUAAUACAGAAGCAAAACUAGAUACCAAUGGCAGGUUUCAAUAGUCAAAGAUGGUCUCUAAAGGGUAUGACCGCCCUCGUCACCGGUGGAACUAAAGGCAUUGGAUAUGCCAUUGUCGAAGAGCUAGCAGUACUUGGGGCAACAGUCCAUACCUGCGCUCGUAACCAAGAACUGAUUGACGAGAGGGUUCGUGAAUGGAAGAACCGGGGAUUCAAAGUGAGUGGUUCAGUUUGUGACCUAACCUCUAAAUCUCAAAGGGAGGAGCUCAUAAAGACCGUUUCAUCUGUCUUUAACAGCAAACUCAACAUCCUUGUAAACAAUGCAGCAACAGUGACACUGAGAAGUACUACAGAAUAUGCAUUGGAAGAUUUGUCAAGCAUGAUGAGUACAAAUGUUGAAUCUCCCUACCAUCUUUGUCAGCUUUCUUAUCCUCUCUUGACGGCCUCAGGAAAUGGAAGUAUUGUGUUCGUCGCCUCCAUUGCCGGUAUAAAAGCUCUACCAAGACUAUCUGCCCAUGCAGCAACAAAAAGUGCCGUCAUCCAAAUUUCGAAGAAUUUGGCAUGUGAAUGGGCAAAAGAUGGCAUUCGCACAAACACUGUAGCACCAUGGGCUGUUAACACCGGCGUUAAAGUUGAAAAUGAUGAUCAUUCUGAUGAUUUCAGACAGCUAAUAGGUCGAACUCCGAUUCGCCGCAUUGCCGAGCCUAAUGAAAUAUCGUCACUGGUCACUUUUCUCUGCCUUCCUGCUGCUUCUUACAUCAAUGGACAAGUUGUUAGUGUUGACGGAGGAUUUACAGUUAGCGGUUUCUAGGAAACUCAUUGUAUAGACAGUCAAUUACUACCUGCAAUUUUUUAUUCAUUUCUUCUUCUUUCUUGGGUAUG